ACAAAUUGGCAACCCUAGUAGCAUUACAUUGCACAUGAACACUCCGAUUCCAAUUCCCAACCCAACAUGGAACCCUCCAACACAGACAAAGGACGCUUCAUUGUCUCAUGCUUCCUCAUUCUAAUCUUCCUCUUCAUGCUAGCCUCCAACCAAGUUCCACCACACACUUCAAUUCUCUCCAACAAACUCUCUCCUACAACCGCGACCAACACUUCCUCCGACAACAACCUACGAAUUCUCAUAGGCAUCCUCACUCUCCCCGACCACCACCUCCGCCGCCACCUCCUCCGCCUCGUCUACGGCACGCAACCGCCACCUCCCGGCGCCAUAGUCGACGUAAAAUUCGUAUUGUGCAACCUCACAAAGGAGGAGCAGAAAGUUCUAGUAGCACUUGAGAUCAUGCGCUACGACGACAUCAUAAUCCUCGACUGCGAAGAAAACAUGAACAACGGGAAAACCCUAACCUACUUCUCGAGCCUCCCCGAGCUGUUGAACGACACCGCUUCGCCUCCUUACCACUACGUGGUGAAAGCCGACGAUGACACGUAUUUGAGGUUGAACAGUUUGGUGGAGUCGCUGAAACCGUUGCCGAGGGAAGAUUUGUACUAUGGCUAUGUCAUACCGUGCGGGAGCAUGGACCCUUUUGUGCGCUACAUGUCGGGGAUGGGGUACUUGGUGUCGUGGGACAUUGUGGAGUGGAUAAGGGAUACGGAUAUUCCGAGGAAAGGGUUUGAAGGUCCUGAGGAUAAGGUUUUCGGAGAAUGGAUGCGUGAGGGUCGUAAAGGUAUGAACAGGCACAAUGCUAAGUGGUCUAUGUAUAAUUUUCCUGAGCCUCAUACCAAGUGUUCUCACGAGCUUUGGCCUGAUACCAUCGCGGUUCACUUGUUGAAGAAUCAGGAGAAGUGGGUUCGGACUCUUAAGUAUUUCAAUGUCACUCGUCAUUUGAAAUGGUCCAAGUUUUAUCAUAUAGCUUAGUGUGUGUGUUUAGAUCAGUUUAAAAUCACGAUCCAACAUUUUCAAACACAGUCUUAAUGGUUUUCCUUGGAUAUUGAAGCCGUGAAGCCACAAGUAUCUCUGAAUUUACUAAACUAAAAACUAAUCUCUCUUGCAGUGAUAUGAGUGUUGCUAGCACAAUGAGUGUUUUCGCACACCACAAGAAUUGAAUACAGAUUCCUUGCUACAUAAACCGUCCCACAGUGUGUAAAUGGCAUGGUGACUAAUCAGUAUUUCAGUUUUCAAUCCAUCGGGUUAUAUAGCUUAUUCGUUUGCUAAAUAAA
Messenger RNA from Cajanus cajan (pigeon pea), 1277 nucleotides. RefSeq names its product beta-1,3-galactosyltransferase pvg3-like. Gene Ontology annotation, molecular function: hexosyltransferase activity. Gene Ontology annotation, cellular component: membrane. Lineage: Eukaryota; Viridiplantae; Streptophyta; Magnoliopsida; Fabales; Fabaceae. The record is from RefSeq and is a predicted model, not a curated record.